Molecule: messenger RNA, 5071 nt
Organism: Hippoglossus stenolepis (Pacific halibut)
Lineage: Eukaryota; Metazoa; Chordata; Actinopteri; Pleuronectiformes; Pleuronectidae
Gene: doc2g
Product: double C2-like domains, delta
Exons: 11
Coding region: 319-1599 (426 amino acids)
Cellular component (GO): membrane
Source: RefSeq, a predicted model, not a curated record
GUGAGUGGCAGUGCCGUAUGCAUACAGUCUGCAAACAGAGCUGAGGGGAUUUUAACUGGAUACGUCACAACUAAAGGGGGGAAAGAAAAGAGGGAGGGACAGAGGAGGGGAGAGAAGGAGAGAGGAGAGGAGAGCAAACGAUGAACAGAGAGAGAAAGAGAGGGGAGAGGGAGUGAGAGAGUGAGAGUAGAGAGGGAUAUAUUGACUCAAAGCUGGUCUGCAUGCUCCACAGUGUGUGAGAGACAGAGGACGUGAGAGCGGAUAAGAUGGAGUGCUGGCACAGAUGAAGACUGUCCCUGGUCCCAUUUGACAGUCCACAUGAGCGUCUCCAAACCCCCACCUCCUCCCUCCACCUCUCACCUGACCAUUCCCCCCUCGUCCACCUCCAACCCGUCCUCGUCGGCCUCCUCCCCGUCGGCUAUGCCCCACUCCACCGCACUUCCCCCUCCCUCGCCGGUCAAGAUCUCUAUGCAGGAGCACUUUGCCAUCAACGUGUGCCCGGGCCCCAUCCUCCCCAUCCCACAGAUCUCAGACUUCUUCCCCCGUUUCCAUGACUACCCCUGCACGCCGCCGCCUCCGAGGGAGAAGAAGAUCCUGAAAGAGGAGACAUUCAACGGGGAGACGGGAGGGGGUUACAAGGAUGGGGAGAGGAGGGGGGACAACGACGGAGACAGGGAGGAGAUGUUGGACUCUGAUGAUGACGACACCUACCUGGGCACGUUGGAGUUCAACCUGCUGUUUGAUCAGGAGAACAACUGUCUUCAUUGUACUAUUCACAAGGCAAAGGGACUGAAAGCCAUGGACUCCAAUGGGCUGGCUGAUCCAUACGUCAAGCUUCAUCUUCUCCCCGGGGCUAGCAAGGCAAACAAGCUACGGACAAAAACCCUGAAGAACACAUUGAACCCGGUGUGGAGUGAGACGCUGGUGUACCAUGGCAUCACUGCGGCUGACAUGACCACAAAAACCCUCAGGUUGUGUGUAUGUGACAUGGACAGGCUCGGCCGAAAUGAAUUCAUCGGAGAGGUGAGGGUGGCCCUGAAGAAACUGAGAGAGGGCGAGAGCAAACGCUACAAUAUGGGCUUGGAGAGAAUUGCACAGAAUAAAGAAGCUAACAAUCAAAUGGUGGAGCAGGGAGCGCUCGUGGCGGAGGAGGAGCGCGGCCGCAUCCUGGUGUCACUGUGCUAUAACACAGAGAAGAGCUGUCUGCUGGUUGGUAUCAUACGCUGUGCCCAUCUGGCCGCCAUGGACUCCAACGGCUACUCUGACCCCUUCGUCAAAAUCUUCUUGCAGCCGGAUAUGGGAAAAAAGUCCAAGAACAAGACUACAGUGAAAAAAAAGACUCUCAACCCUGAAUUCAAUGAGGAGUUUUCGUACGACGUGCCCGUGGACCAGCUGGCGAAGAAAACCCUGGAGAUCUCUGUUUGGGACUACGACUUGGGAAUGAGCAACGACUUCAUAGGUGGAGUGGAGCUGGGCAUCAACGCAAGCGGAGAGAGACUCAAACACUGGUUUGAGUGUCUCAAAAACAAAGGGAAGAAAGUGGAGUACUGGCACACGCUCACACAGCAAGGAGCCCCGAGCAGUGACAAACCGGACUAGAUAACAAAAGACAUCCAUGCAAACAUACACAUAGACAUGUGCACACACCUACACACACACACAUACACACUUUUCCCACUGAGAAACAGUUGGAAACAGAGACCAAGUCAAGCAGUAAUAAGAGCAAAGGAUAAAACAUGCAAUAAUAAUAUUGAUAAUAAUAAUAAUGUUGAAGAUGAAAUCUGUCAUUGAAUGCCAAUGCUUCAAGCACCGAGUAUUAGUAUGUGAUAUUCAUACUAAUAUUAGUGAUGGUAACAAUCUGAAUACAUUUUUUUUUUUUUUAAAGGUGAACCAAAUUGUGACAAUGUCCUCAUUAAAGUGUUGACGUACAAAAAAACAAUACUCACACAAAUUGUGCUUUAGACCUCACUGUAUUGUGGAAGUCGCUCAUACUCUGUCGUUCAGAUUCACACCAGAGGAAGAGAUGACGAGCAGCGAAUGUACUCGAAAUCCAUUCAGUGAAAGGGGCCGGCAGCACGUGGACCCCAGUGACUCAUAACGUGGUGUUUAGUGAAGAGAGUGGGGACGUCAUGAAAAAAGGGGAUUCUGUUCUGAGAAGUCUAUUUUAGUGGUUGUUGAUCUGAUGCAAAACAACGACGACACCAUAUUCUAAAGCACAAAAUGAUCCAUUUGGUGGAUUUGUACCUUUAAUGUUUCAGUGUUCUUAUGUCUUUUUCAUUGACUUAAAGUUACAGUGGCUCUCUGUUCAUCUUCAUGUCGCACAUUGAUGUGUCAGCGUGUGUGUGUGUGUGUGUGCGAGGGCUAUAUGGGAAUACGAGUGCCUACAUUUACCGUCUGUGGAGUCUGUGUCUGUCCGUAUCAUCGUGCCGCAUUCAAAAUGUCUCCAUCCAACUUCAGAAGCACAGAGGCGAGAAGAAAUAAUAACAAAGGACAAGAAAAACAUACAAGCGAGAAAUCCUCCGCCGCCGCCGCCGCCGCCACCGCCGCCACAGGUCUCAGUGGCGUGAGUGUUCCUGGCUGGAGGACACUGACAAGCUGUCAAUCAUCCGUGUGUGCCAAAACCAUCUCCGUCUCUCCCAUUGCCAGACAGUCAAAGAGCAACUUGAAGAAUGGAACAUGUUUUGAUGCUUAACUUCUGUUCUCUUUUUUUUUUUUUUGUGGCUUUUCUGAUGACAGGCUGAAGUCAGAGGGAGCUGUUGUUUUUUUUACCUUCAGGAUCCAAGCGAGAUUAACUCAAUAACUCAAUUUCUGCUCCAGCGGAGUCACAGACUGAUGUAACACUUUCCUCCUGCAGGGCAAUAUCCUACCAUUAAACUCACUGAUCAGCCACAACAUUAAGACACCUAUAAUUGUGGUAAUUGGUAUCACGCAACAGGAUGUUGGCGUCAGAUCCCUUCAGUGCUUCCUUGGUGGGUUCUGACCACUGAACAGGCCUCUGGGGGAAACCCACAAGACCUGCUGUCAUCCACCCGUCACAGCUUGGCCUUUGUCAAUGUUUCCCUGAUCCUUACACUUUUACAGCUUCCAACACAUCAACGUUACAUCCCACCCUGUGACAGGGGCCAUUUUUAAAAAUCAAUUUAAUGAAUGUCAUUUACUCCACUUGUGAGUAAUAGUAAUGUUGUGGCUGCUCAGUGUGUAUUUAUUCCCUCCGCCGAGCAGGUGCUGUUUUCACCCUUGUCCAUUUGUUUGUUUGUUAGCAUGGUUACACAAAAACGACUCACCAAUAUUCCCCAACCUUCCUGGCAGGGUGUGGUAUGGUUCGGUGCGGAUCUGGAUCAGGGGGCGCAUCCAGGAUAUAUUGUUUCACUGUCUUUAUUAUUAGGGCGUUGUUCAACAUUUUUACAGUUUCCCAACUGAAUAAGUUGAUGAAAGAAAUCAGGCACAUUUCGGGGACUGAUAUCUGUGAGUGUGUGAAAUCAGGUGCAGUCCGAUUGUUGGUCCUUGGCGGAGGUAUGCACUCUACUGAGUGAUGUUCUACUUUGAAUAUUUAGGCAUUUGAUUGGUCCUGUAAAGAAUAAGACCCCCCCCCCUCCUCAUUCACCUUCACCAUUCACCUCAAGAGCCUGUUGUUAAGAGGACUGUUGUGUUAUCCAGUGUCCCAUUCAUCCCAUUAACUUAUUGCGUUUUAUGAACUGUUAGACAUCAGGUUUAAAGUGGCAUAUAUUUAAUUAUUUGGAUGCAAGGUAGGACCACUGGGACCAUGUCUGUGAAACAGGAUUGCAGCGUGCAGUCAGUAGAAAUGCAGACUUUUAAAAAUGAAGCCCCCUGUUAAUUCAACCUGAAGAGAUCAGAGAUUAUAACCUGUAUGGAAACACGCUUUGCAGCAGGGGACUGUGGAUCAUCACAGAUCAGGAUCCACAAUAUUUAGAAUCUGAGCUCGAUUUCACACUUAUCAACCUACAUGAAUGUUAUGUGCAUAUUGUCGAAUUGUCAGGAUAUGAAGUGCACCCCCCCCCCCUGGUUCCUCCAUCACUGAUGCUGUGGCCGUACAGUGGUUCACAAAAGCAAACCCACAGUCAGUCAGUGGCCUCCGGGAGUUUUUCUAACUGUUGAAUCAAUCGGGCUGCUCAUAAUCUUGCUGUCCUCCGACAACCUUGUGAAUGUCUCAUUGUUGACUGCAAAAAAAAAAAUUCUUCAAUGGAUUGGAUGUAGAAGAAAAAGGGCUUGGGCAUUAUUAUAAGAGCUUGGAACUAAACUAUGUGUUAUAAUGAGCUUCGACACAUUUUCAGUUACACCUUAAACGACUUUAAGUAGCGGGUUGGGCUAGGAUGGGGGAUUAUUCUGUACUUUCUCUAUGCACAUCAAAACUCCCAGCAUGUCAGCAGUGAGAUAAUCAAACCAAAUCGAUAACAUUAUAAUGUUAUACAAGCAUCGACGACGGUGCACUUCUGGGAACACUUUGUUUCGGGGUCAUGCGAGGUGAGAGUGAUCUAAUAGAGUUGACAUUUUCGGGCUGGACGGCCGCCUAUUCCUGUCUCUGGAUCUGUUGCUUUUGUUUACAGUCACCAAAUUGUUCUGACUCUUGUCUAUUGACCCUGCUUAGCUUAUGUAACCAUUUUAGCUGCGAUACAGCUGCAUGUUUAGCAAACACCAUCAGCUUGUGUAAUCGAGUGCAACCUCCGCUGAUCAUUCUGAAUGCCGAUGUGUUUACAGUCCUCGCCGUCUAUUCGGUCUCUAAACGUCUUAGUGUGUUAUUUGUUUGUGACUACGAUGAUUCAGGGUAUUUUUUGCUCAGUUGCUGUGCUUUGACCAAGCAAGCUAUUGCUUUAAAAAAAAAAAACAGAAGAAGAAACAAAACAAACAAAACCUUUACUGUCACAGAUUUUGACACUUGUCUUCCUUAAAUUGAUAUCAGUGGUGAAGAUGCAGGAGGGCUGAGGUGGAAGUUUGGUGGGAAUUUACUACUGCAGUCCCUGUGUAUUUACCCUCAAUGUCAAUCACACAGUAUGACUGCCAUCGUGUGGUGGGUUUGUGUAACUACUUCGCAAAAUAAAUUGAAGUUGUUUCA